CGAAUUCGAAGUUAAAGGUAGAUAGUAGACGGAAAGCGUUACAUUUUUCGUGUGUGUGUGUGCGAUAGAAACGUUCAAGUAAAUAGAAGCGAAAUGAAGUGUGCUGCCCUAAUCACCGCCAUCGUGCUCGCAACCCUCUGCGCUGCCACAACAACAACCUACGCGGAAUCCGUGCUGGAUAACGCGGCGAUCGCAGCGUCCACGAACGAUGAGCAGCUGGAUGCGGCAGCCAGCAGCUUAAAUCCCUUGGAGGAUACACAUAAGCAGGAGAAACGUUAUGUUGGUGGCACAUGGGAUCCGUACUCGUCGCGACUAGGACUCGGUUUGGAGGGCAGCUCGCUGUAUAAUUCCGGCUAUGGUGGUUAUGGCAACUACGCUGGCUACAGCGGCCUUGGUGGACUCGGCACCGCCGGAUAUGGUGGUUACGGCGCUUACGGCGGCUAUGGGAAUAACGCAGGCUACGGUUCUGCCGCCGGCUAUGGUCCCUAUGGCGGCUAUGGCAGCCCUUACUCCUACUAUAAUGCACGUUUUGGUGGCGGUUAUCCCUACUCGCGUUUGGGUUACAAUUAUCCCUCCAGUUACUACAGUGGCUACUCCAAUAGCGUGGUGGGCGGUGGACUGGGCGCUCUUGGCGCUGGGGUAGUACCACCUGUGGCUGGCGUCGGUGGCGCAGGAGGCUAUCAGUAUGGGCCGGGCAUCUCUGGCACAGUGUACUAG
Rhagoletis pomonella (apple maggot) is the source of this 717-nucleotide messenger RNA. RefSeq names its product keratin-associated protein 19-2-like. The coding region runs from base 94 to 717 and encodes 207 amino acids. The record is from RefSeq and is a predicted model, not a curated record. Lineage: Eukaryota; Metazoa; Arthropoda; Insecta; Diptera; Tephritidae. The transcript is spliced from 3 exons.